UCCAUCUUGUGAUUCCACUUCAAUCAUAUCACAAAGUCAUUGGAUUCAACGGUGAUGCUUCCAACUUUCUCCCCAUACAUCCUCAUCGACUAAGUGGUCCCACUUCUUCAAACAUUGAAAAAUCCGCCCCCAAUCGCCGUACUACAUUUUUUUGCAGAUCAUAACGCCACCAAACCCUUGUAUGUGUCCCUAGUCCCACACAUAUAUGUUACUGUAUAUUACACAUAUAUUGUUAUAUAAAUAUACACCCUAGUAUUGGAUCCAUUUUCAUCGGUAUACUAGUUCUCUCUUCUAUCUUCCUCAAACUGUAUCACAUUCAUUAGACCAUAAUGGGCAAAAUCAAGAUUGGAAUCAAUGGAUUUGGAAGGAUUGGUCGUUUGGUGGCGAGGGUUGCUCUCCAGAGUGAUGAUGUUGAACUCGUCGCUGUUAAUGAUCCAUUCAUAACCACUGAUUACAUGACCUACAUGUUUAAAUACGACAGUGUUCAUGGCCAAUGGAAAAAACAUGAGAUUAAGGUUAAGGAUUCUAAAACCCUUCUCUUUGGUGAGAAAGCUGUUACAGUCUUUGGUGUGAGGAACCCCGAGGAGAUCCCAUGGGGUGAGGCUGGAGCUGAAUAUGUCAUUGAAUCCACAGGAGUUUUUACUGAUAAGGACAAAGCUGCUGCUCACUUGAAGGGUGGUGCUAAGAAGGUUAUAAUUUCUGCUCCAAGCAAGGACGCUCCCAUGUUUGUUAUGGGUGUCAACGAGAAGGAAUAUAAGCCAGAUAUUAACAUAGUCUCGAAUGCUAGUUGCACUACCAAUUGUCUCGCUCCAUUGGCAAAGGUUCUCAAUGAUCGAUUUGGCAUUGUUGAGGGUCUUAUGACCACUGUCCACUCUAUUACUGCCACACAAAAGACUGUUGAUGGUCCAUCCAUGAAGGACUGGAGAGGUGGAAGAGCGGCUUCUUUCAACAUCAUUCCUAGCAGUACUGGCGCUGCCAAGGCUGUGGGGAAAGUUCUGCCCGCAUUGAACGGAAAGCUGACUGGGAUGGCUUUCCGUGUUCCCACUGUUGAUGUCUCAGUGGUGGAUCUCACUGCAAGGCUUGAGAAGAAGGCCUCUUAUGAUGAGAUCAAAGCUGCUAUCAAGGAGGAGUCAGAGGGUAAAUUGAAGGGAAUUCUUGGUUACACUGAGGAUGAUGUAGUCUCAACCGACUUUGUUGGUGAUAGCAGGUCAAGCAUCUUUGAUGCCAAGGCUGGUAUUGCUUUGAAUGAUAACUUUGUGAAGGUUGUCUCCUGGUAUGACAAUGAAUGGGGUUACAGUAACCGUGUGGUUGACUUGGCACGUCACAUGGCCUCUACUAAAUAAGCUGUUUUUGUGCCAAUCAAAUGCUGCGGAUCAUCAUCGUCUCUUAGGCUUUAGUAUGCUGUUUGGAAUAAUUUUGUGUUGGAAUGAUACCAUUUGAGACUGGUUUAUAAAAGCAUGAGGUUUUUGAGCCUUUGUUUGUUCAUGCAAAUCGGGAUUCUGUUAUGCCUUGUACUUUUGGUGUUAAGCCAACCUUGAGGUCAUUUGAGUAAUAAUCUAUCUUUUUAGUUGUUCCCCCCUCGUUA
This is a messenger RNA of Cornus florida, 1585 nucleotides long. RefSeq names its product glyceraldehyde-3-phosphate dehydrogenase 2, cytosolic. NCBI's taxonomy places the organism in Eukaryota, Viridiplantae, Streptophyta, Magnoliopsida, Cornales, Cornaceae. The transcript has 11 exons. Gene Ontology annotation, biological process: glucose metabolic process. The coding region runs from base 330 to 1343 and encodes 337 amino acids. The record is from RefSeq and is a predicted model, not a curated record. Gene Ontology annotation, molecular function: oxidoreductase activity, acting on the aldehyde or oxo group of donors, NAD or NADP as acceptor; NAD binding; NADP binding.